Molecule: messenger RNA, 3507 nt
Organism: Akanthomyces muscarius
Lineage: Eukaryota; Fungi; Ascomycota; Sordariomycetes; Hypocreales; Cordycipitaceae
Exons: 3
Coding region: 1-3507 (1168 amino acids)
Cellular component (GO): membrane
Molecular function (GO): protein binding
Source: RefSeq, a predicted model, not a curated record
AUGGAGACUGCUAGCCGUGGCAUUCCUGACCAGGAAAUGUUCCUGAGCAGGCCUGCCCCAGAAGAUGGAGGCGACAGCCCGACCGUCGAGCCUCUGCGCAUCUUCAAGCCCACCAGUCCUCAACCAAACUCGCGCACUUCGUCCACCUCAAACAGCAAGCCUGCCUUUCCUCUCCCGCCAGGCGCAUCUAGCUCCGCCGCACCUUUACCAUUCCCGGACGACGACGAUGUCCACAGACCGACUCCUGCAAAGCCCUACGGAGCUGCUUAUAACGAUACCGCGCCUCGUCUAGAUACUAGUCCAACCGAUAGACGGCCUGGUCUCGCCGAACGCCGUGGCGCUGCUCCCAAGGUGAUUCAUUCGCCUUCCAGUCCUGACUCUGACCAAGGCCUGUUCGCUCGGCCACUCAAGGAGCAAGCUCGCCCAGCAGCACAGCCCUCAGUUUAUUCCAACUACCAGAACAAGACUUACUAUCCACCACCUGGAGCUGCUGCCUCAUCGUCUUCUGCCUCUUCCAGCUCAUUGCCGCAGCCCGCAGCUGUCAAUCAUCUGAGACAGUCUGAUCCCGCCGUCAAUCGAUUUCCGUCGACGGCCUCGAACUCGACCACGAAAGCCACUCGGGGCUCUCCUCCACCCCCCGAGACCCCAAUUGUCGAACCCGGCGUCAUCCCCGGCGGAGCUAGCCAAGCGCAGAGCGCUGCAGCUGCCCAGAGACUCGCGCAAUAUGGCAACCAGGCGCCUCAACCCCAGCGGCCAUGGACACCGACAGAGACACCCGACCAGGCCCCUUCUGGUCCUCCCACAGUCUACCAAGGGUCAAAUGUCAUAUCGAGCCCUCAGCCUCAGAGAACCCAGACCGCACCUCCCCCGCAACCUACUCCGGCUCAGGGCAACCAGAGCGAUCAACAAGUCCAAGUUAGCGUUUUGGAGCAGGAUUUUCAACGCCUCGGCACCAGCUCGCCACCACCGGCAUACUCAAGCGUCAACCCGGGGGGAAACUCGCAAUACCCAAAUGAAAAGCGCCGACCGCAACAAAAUGGUCCCGCUCGCCCAGCAACAGCUGCCCCGCAGCUAUCACAGACGAAUGGCGCAGCUUCGAGUCAAAAACCGGCUGCUUCGAGCUCAGCCGCCGCUGCCUCUGCCGCUGCCGGUCCUGCCAAUGGCGCACCGAUGCUCUCUCCAGCUCUGCAGCACCCAGGCCAUCCUGCUUUUGCGAACGAUCCUCGGCCGGAGCAGAACGGUGUGCCUCCGCAGAAUGGUCCCGCGCCCGAUACCCAGACGAUAGGCCCUGGACCAGCUUCACCACCGCCACUCCCAGAAGGAUGGAUUGCCCACCUCGAUCAAAACUCUGGUCAAUACUAUUAUAUCCAUGUUGCAAGUCAGGCUACGCAAUGGGAGUUUCCCAAGGGUCCAAACCCUAUCCAGUCCGAACCAACGCCUCUAUCCCCAACCGCUUCAACAUACGGAAAUCCGCUCAUGUCGCCUGUAUUCGGCAAACAAAGCCUAGCCUCGCCGAUGUUUCCUCCCCAUACUCCAGGCUAUGCCGAGAGUAUAAUGAGCGUGGCCGUUUCCCAAGCACCCACUGCCGGUUUCACUGGCCCUCCUCCCUCUGCUGGCGUGGACAUGUAUCGAGUUCAGCCGACAAAUGGCGUCUACUUUGGGCCAUACCUGCGCUACGUCAACAUGGACAUCGAAAAGGGCAUCUGGCAUGGCAGCAUACUGAUUGUUACGGAUUCGCCUCAACCACCUACCAUUCACAUCCACCUUAGCGAUGAUUUGUCCCCGAGCCCAAGGCAGUUGGAGCCUCGUGCUAUUUACACUCACCAAAGAUGGAGCUUCUACAAAUACGACAUCGAUCUACAGAUGGGUGAAGGAGGUACUGAAAGAUGGACAUAUGCUGUUACUUCGCAUCUUGGAUGCACUCGGUACGAAUUCGUCGUUGCUGGCCGACAUGAAACAGGUUGGCGAUUUAUUGCCCACUCUGGAAACGACUUUGCUGCCAGUACAUCCCAAAAUGAACGCGCCAAGCUCGGCGGUGUCGGCUUUAUGUGGAAGGACGUCUUGCAGAAGAAUGUCGACUGUGGAGGUUUCCAUGCCCAGCUGGGCCUGGGAGACCAAAUCUACGGAGAUCGACUGUGGAAAGAGGUACCUCUUCUGAGGCAAUGGCUCGCCAUGAGCGGACGCGAUAACAAAAAGAGCACCCAAUGGACGGCGCGUCACGAGGAAGAUGUCUCGCACGCCUACUUUCACUACUAUACCAGCCAUUUUGAUCAACCAUUCUUGCGCGAAGCGUUUGCGCAGAUCCCUCAUGUCCUGCAAAUCGACGAUCACGAUAUAUUUGAUGGAUAUGGAUCAUAUCCCCAGUACAUGCAAUCUUCACCCGUUUUCAAGAACAUUGGUCGCAUUGCCACUGAGAUGUAUCUGCUAUUCCAGCACCAUACAACGGUAGAUAUCAUGAGAAACGUCAGGACGGAUCAUGAUGUUUUUACCAUCACUGGAACUGGUUGGCAUUUUGUCAAAUAUCUCGGCCCUGCCAUGGCCGUGGUCGGAACCGACUGUCGGUCCGAACGAACACAGGCGCGUGUCAUGGCCGGACCUACAUAUCAAGGCAUCUUUCCAAAGGUGGCGACUCUUCCACCCAGCGUUCAGCACGUGGUGUGGAUGGUGUCUGUGCCACUCGUCUUCCCUCGACUGGAAGCUGUUGAAAGUAUUGCCAACACCGUCGCGGCUGGCAAAAAGGCUGUAAACACAACGUACAACAUCCUCGGUAAGGUUACUAGCUCGGUCGCAGGUGUUGUCGGCGGCAAAGAGGUUGUGGCCCAAGGCUUCUCGCAAGUCAAGAAAGCUGUGGGUAAAACUGGACUCAUGGGCAAUGUGCUCAACCAGUUUGGAGAGCUUGACAUCCAAGAGGUACUCAAGGAUAUGUGGACUCACGAUACCAAGGAUCUGGAGCGUACGUACUUUAUUCGUACGCUGCAAGGAAUCGCACAGCAAAAGGGGGUUCGUAUGACAUUCCUUUCUGGGGAUGUCAAUUCAGCUGGCGCUGGCCUCGUCCACGAUCCCACCCAUCCUGGCGACCACAAGACCAUGUACCAGAUUAUCACCUCGCCAAUUGUGGCGGCGCCUCAAGGUGGCUACGUGUUGAAGCUCUUGCAUAACCAAAAGACGCUUUACGUGCCCCAAAACGGCCAAAAGUCUACUCACGAGGUAUCCGACACCAAGGAGGACAUGAUGGAGAUAUUCCACAACGAUGCGAGCGGGAGCGUGCGAGAGCUCAAGAAGCUCAUGGGCCGCAGAAACUAUGCGGCCUUUGUCGCCUACGACCAAGAGGCAGUCCUGGCGCAAAACCAGCCGCCGUUCAGCCCCAACCCCAGCAUCAACAGCUCGCAGCAUGGACUCAGCAAGCUGAGCUUGGCUGUCGACUUUGUCGUGCAGGGAGACGGACCGUACGCAGCCACGACCAAGUACGGACCGGUCAUUAUCCCGCAUCUUGAAUUCGGCAGAUAG